Triplophysa dalaica is the source of this 6555-nucleotide messenger RNA. RefSeq names its product recoverin a (gene rcvrna). The coding region runs from base 4399 to 5010 and encodes 203 amino acids. The record is from RefSeq and is a predicted model, not a curated record. Lineage: Eukaryota; Metazoa; Chordata; Actinopteri; Cypriniformes; Nemacheilidae. Gene Ontology annotation, molecular function: calcium ion binding. The transcript is spliced from 3 exons.
AUGACAGAAAGUAACAUAAAAAAAGACACUGUUCAGUACUUCCUGUGGGAGCUGCAAUUAUGCAAUAAAUAAUCCACAUAAAUAAUUUACGUGCCCAAAAGGUAAUUGCACACAUUCAAAAAAUUCUGGGUUAUUUUAAAAGGGGACAAACUCAACAGCUGGGUUGAAUUGACCCUGAAAAUGUCCAUGUUUGACCCAACAACUGGUUAAAACAACCAAGCACUUUGGGCUGAAACAACCCAGCAUAAAUUAAUUUGUAGAGCAAAGAUUGUGUUAGUUCAUUUUUUACCCCAGCAUUUUUUUAAUGUACAAACAUAAAAAGCACAACAUAUAAUAUACAUACUAUAACUAAAACACAGUAGGAUAAAAUAAAAAAACAAAUACAUUCAUACAUGUGGCAAACGGCCUAAUUCACUGUAUACAUGUAAAAAAAAAAUCUGGGGCGCCAAAAGUAUACCCUAUAAAUAAUCUUUCUUUUUCCCACAAAAUUAAGGGUGUCUGGUUUUCUUGAAAUUUUGCAGUCAAUUUCUGUAAAUUGAUGGUUUUUGACUGUGUUUCAAACAUACAUGAAAAUAUGUGUAAAUAAAACAGUACAAUUUCAAAAUUUUAGUUUUUGGACAUUUUAAGUGAAAAUCUGUUCUACGUUCUUUAAAGUUUACAAUUAAUUUGAUGUUUAGAGUAAAGUAUACCGGCGUAGCUCUUACAUCAGUACAAGGUACAUUUGUGCAUGUAAACAUUCAUGACAUUUGAUGAGGACUCUGACCUACAUCUUCUUUGCUCACAAUCUUUAGAGAAAAACAUUGUCCUGUGCAGUUGUCUUUUGUUACAUAUUAUGGAUUAAAUGUUUGGAGACAUUUUGCCAGCACUCUAAUUUCUUCCUGUAGCUAGAUUAUUGUGUUAGCAGCACAAAAGGUUGUGCUGGGGAAACACCCAUACCCAUACGUACAUUAAACACCAAAAUCGCUUUGGAUAAAAGUGUCUGCCAAAUGUAUGAAUGUAAUGGAUUUGAACUAUGGAAAAAUAUACAAAUCUGCCUAUUUAUAUGAUGAGUCAUUUCAGUUUUAUCCAUACUUUACUCUCCACCCAGCAUGCAAUAGUUUUUUUGCAGUUAAUCUGUGCGUGAGGUUAAAUGUUGCAGAGAUUGAAAUCACAGGACUCCGCCGCCCACUUGAUUGAGACUUUGCUGUAAACUCCAGGAAAAGGGACGCUUAACCACAAAACUGCUUUAUAUAAUCCUUACCUGCACAGCAUUCAAUUCCACAGUGAAUUACUUUUGUGUUGUUUUUUUUAUAAUAUGCUUUGUAAUCGACAUCACUGCACAUCUAAUACAGUAAUACACCUGACUUUGGAAAUAUCUUGAAAAUAAGAUAUUUUGAAGUAUUUAAGUAAAUUGAUCAAAUAAAUGGAUUAUUUAAAUGUAUUGGUAUCGUAAUUACAAUCUGAAAUGCACUGAUUGCAUAUCCUUAACGGUAACACUUUUGAUUACAGCCCCCAGUGUACCACAUAAUUAAACAAAAUGUACGGCAUAAGUAAUUGCAUCAAGAAUGUACCAUUACAUAUCUAUAAGUAAAGGGGAACAAUAGGCAAAGUGUAGGGCAUAAAGAGGUAAGAGUAAGGAAAAUUACAAAUCCAUUUAUACUGUAAGGAUCUUAAAGCCAAGUAUUAAAUGGUUAUUGACCAACAUUUUUGUUGUCUAGCAUAUUGUAGGUCAUGCUUAAUGCUUAUUCAUUGCGGCCUGUAAUUUUAAGUGUAACAUAUUUAAUCUCUAUUAUAUCAAGGUAUUUUCCCUUCAAUCCACCUGUUACAGUAAGUAAUGAACAUGAUGCUGUUUCGACAUAAGAAACAAACGGUGGGGAAGCUGUGUAACUGUUAGGUGGCAUAGUCGUAAGGAGAGCAGCGCAACACUGCUGCUUUCCUGUUGUUAUUUUAAACAGGUUCUUCUCCCUCAACGACAUGCCGUUUGAGACACCUCGGCACUAAUGAUGUUUGACUUUUUCAUUCGGAGACCACUAAAGAUAAUGUUAAAGAAGUGUGCUAGCGCGCAAAAAACUAUAAUAUGCUCUAGUCCCCUCCCUGCUUAUCGGGGUGAUGAGACAUAGUUUAUAGACAAUUGGAAAUGUUUUUAGGGGAGAGUUGGCCUGUUUAAGAUAGAUCUUCAUCAUAGGAGCUUCCGUCCUCUUCCGUUCGACCUGAAGAACCUGUUUUUCGCCACAAUUAACCUUUUGUGAAACGGAAAGGUUCUUUGGAUGUUAACGCUUCUUAAUGGAACCAUUUAGACAAAAAAAGAAUAAGACAUCUUCUUUUUAAGAGUGUACAGUAAGUCUGUGUUUCUUCAGUCAUAGAGAGGUGCUUAGCGUCAUAAGCUUGAGUCCACUGACGCCAUGGCUCUUUAACUGGUUAAGUUGUCUUAAGGAGAUAUUGGAGUAUUAGAUGUGUCUGAUAUGAUGAACGAUCCCAGUGCAGGUCAGUCAGUAACCCUUUCAUUUACUCACAUUCAAUAGAAUAACAAUUUAGAUUUUUUGCAUUUGAUUUUAAUGUACAAUUUUUAAACAGCUAACACACAGGAAUCUGACACACAUAUUUCAGGACUUGUUUCCUACGUCCGAAAUUCACUUAUUUAUACUCUGCCCUAAAAGUAAGAACCUUACUGUUUUAACGAAUAGAUAUAAUAUAAAGUGCAUAGCAGAAACACUGUGACUGUUGUUAUGCUCAGACAAUACUGUGAUUCGCAUUAACAAUCACACAUUAAAAUGCAACUCCUUGCAUUCAAGCUUGCAUGUACAGUCUAUACUUAUGAUUUGAUGAGUUUAGGUAGUUCAUAUGACAGGUUUGAAAACGCCUGAUAUGUACAUGUGUACGCAUGCAAUAGUUAUAUGCAUGUACUAAUAUAUAGACUUUUGACAGUCAACUCAUGUGACCGUCAGCUGAGCUGGUUGACAGGACAGAACUGACCUCUGUGUCACAAAUAAGUGAUGUGUGUUAAUGAGGUUAGAGAGGUCAGUAGCUCAGGCAAACAGACGCACACCCAACCACAACAUCAACAGCAAACAAACAACCUAAACCCAGCCCAGCCAAAAUGAAAGUUAAAAUAAAUGAUGGUAAUGGUUGACUAACGAUUAACAAAUUUUGGGAGAAGCCAGAGCAUAUAGUGAGUUCUGGGUUCGGCCGUUUCCGAGCUUUUACUCGGAGCCCGCUCCCUGGACAGCACGCCAAACACGAAUACUUUUACUACACCUGCUAUCUUCAUUAUCUGCUCAGGUGAACUUGUGAAUUAGUUAAGAGUUAAAUGAUUUUAUAAGUUAAAAAGUGCAAAUCUGAUCCCUUAUCAUCUAAAACAAUUAUGAACAUUGUAGUAUAAGUUAUCUCUCCCUUUCUCCCUCGUGUAUUGAUUCAACACACAAACUAACAUUUGUGAAGUUGGCUAGUUAGAUACAAUUUAACAUGCCAACAGUCACAAUAUGACUUACAGUUAUGUUAAUGAUAACAAAUAUGCUUGUUUUAUUAAAGACUACACAGUGGUUUUAAAAGUGGGGUGAUUUAAAGGCAGAAAGUAUAAUAAACGGGCGAACAGUGUGCGCAAGUGCGACCCCGGAACACUAACGCGAGGAGUGUAUAGCAUCGCAUGAGCCUCGUCGGGCGCAUUAUUUGUAACACCUGCUGAGCUGCACGAAGCGCCAGUAGCUUCGGGGGCAGGCUUAUGAUAACGCUGAUUGUGUAAAUGCUGCCUUUCAUGAUCUCCUUCGGUUUCAUAUCUCCUGGUUGUACCAAAAGUCAGUGCUUUUCUGACACAAACGAUGUUGUUACGUAUCCUUGCGCUUUUUUAAGUGGGUAUACGAAAAUUCUUGAUCUUUUCUAGUGGGUAUACGGCGUAUACCUGCGUAUCACUGAGUAACACUGUCCAGUACCAGUCCAGUCCAGUUACACAUCAGCAGAUAUUGGUGUGAGCUGGUGGAAGAAAUUUCUUCAUUUCAUCUUAUAAGAAAUGAAGAGUGCACUGACCUGCUUCUUUACUCAUCUCACUGUACAACACAGGUCACUUCGAUAGCAAAGAGUAGCAUUUUGUUUACAAUACCUCUACUGCAAGACCUCAUCCUAAGGGGCCAAUCAACAUAAUGCAACACUCACCAGAAGAGGUGUGACGUAACAAAAUAAUCUUUCAAAGCCUGUCUGGAUUUAAACAGAGACAUACAUAAUCUCAUUCAGCACUUAGAGAAGCUGUCAGAGGGAACCAAGCCCAAAGAGAGAAGAUCCGACCAGGACAACGCAGCGGUCCGAACGACCUCAUUAUCUUGUAGAGAAGCAAACCAGGAGCAGGAGAAAGAGUUUGAGAGUCAGAGACGGUCCGGGAAAGUAGAAAAAAGGUACAUUUUCCUUUUUAGCCGUGAAAGACUUAGAAAUAUGGGAAACACCAAGAGCGGUGCUUUGUCCAAAGCGAUACUGAAUGAUCUGAAGAUGAACACCAAAUACACGGAGGAGGAACUGUGCACGUGGUAUGCCAGCUUCCUCAAAGAGUGCCCUACAGGACGCAUCACCAAGGAGCAGUUUGAGGGAAUCUACGCUAGCUUCUUCCCUGACGCCGACCCCACCGCUUACGCCCGCCACGUCUUCCGCAGCUUCGACACUAAUGCGGAUGGCACGUUGGACUUUAAGGAAUACAUUGUUGCACUGCAUCUCACUUCUUCAGGCAAGACUAUGCGGAAACUCGAGUGGGCUUUCGCCCUGUACGAUGUAGACGGCAACGGAACCAUCAGUAAAAAUGAGGUGGAGGAGAUCGUACGGUCAAUAUUCAACAUGAUUCCUGCUGAAGACCAGAAAAAUCUUCCAGAAGAUGAGAACACACCCGAGAAGCGAGCAGACAAAAUCUGGACCUUCUUUGGAAAGAGUGAUAAUGAUAAGAUUGGAGAGGGGGAGUUCGUUCAGGGUGUCACGGAAAACAAAGAUAUCUUGAGGUUGAUACAGUUUGACGAGCCAAAGAAGAUUCAAGACAAACUCAAGGAGAAGAAGCACUAAUUUCAAGCGUACCUGUGAGACUGUUCAGACCUCCAUCUCCAUUCAUUUGACGUCAGAGCUCACUUUACUUUUGGAUAUGUCCAAACACACACUCAGACUCAACCAGAUAGAAACGGCUGUUCUUGUAUUGAUUCCUGGACCACCAACUGUUUAAAUACUACCUGAAGCUAAACUGACUGAAGUCUUGGCCAUUGCUGUCCAAUUUCAAUAAGAGCAGUUAGGCUCAUGUUAACAGUCCUACUCCAGAAUACUCAAUCCUCUUAGGAUCUGAAGGUCGGGUAAGACAAAUCCCCAUGCAGGGUCCAUGGCUCUCAUCUUUUAGAUCCCAUCAGGGUUAAGGUGGUUUAAGCUUUCAAUAUGCAUUCAUCAGACUUUGGAACAAUCUGUUUAUCAGGUGACUGGAUGAAUUUUAUAGGAUUUUGUUCUUCUACUGUGUGUAGAGAACAUUUUAUGGGAAAUUUUUAUCUAGAAAACUAUUAUAAAGAGAUGUAACUAUUAUCAGUCAAUGUAAUCAAAAAAUCAUUGCCCGUUCACAUCAAAACGAUAACUAUAUAUAAAAAAAAUCCAACUUUCAGAGUUUUUUUUCUCCAGAUUAUCCAUUCAAAAAUGUAAAGGGUUGUUGCAUUUAAAAUGUAAGUUAAGAGCUACCAUGACAUUAUCGUCCGGUGGUGUGGAUGUUUGUUAUAGUUUUCUUUAUAGUUAUCAUUCUUGGUGUUUCUUCAGGCAUGUAAAGCCCCGUUCAACCGUACAACUGCAACCUAGAGUGCAUCCGUCUGCUUUGUUAUGGUGAAUGAACCUGAUGUGUAAUGAAGAAGCCUGAAGUGUUAGAUUAGUAUAAAUGCAUGUUGUACGUGUUUACAAGCCUUGUUCCCUCAUGAUGUGCUGGAAAUUUUGCUUACUUUUUCAAGCAGACUGUUUCAUUUUUCUCUACAAAUAAUAUGUUGCCAUCACUUCUUGUUUUUUUCAUUCAUUACACUUGUAAACCCGUUCAAAAAUAGGUAUGUAGAUCAAGUUUGAUUGACUGAUUAAGUUAAGAGUGGGAGUCGUGAGUCCCCCAACAGGUUUAGAUUUACUAAACUUGAAUACUAGAAAUGGCACCAACCCCAAGUGUAUCUUUAUCAUGUUGAUGCUGCUUACAGCCAAAGCUCUAAGGACAAGCCUGAAACACAGGAGCUUACCUCCCUCUUUCCUUAAAGCCAUCUUUGGCUCAGGUUAAUACACUACAUGGCCUGGUUUCAGCACUGGGAUACUGAGCAUGAAAACAAUAGCUGGAGAUCUACAGCAUGGCCUCUGCUGACCCCACAAAAUACACAAACUUUUAUCGAAAUAGCUUGUUUUGUGUUCCACUGGAAAAUAUGCUGAAUAUGUUGAAGAAAACGAUGAUAGAAUUUUCAUUUUUGUGUGAACUAUCCCUUGUAACGGCUUUCAAAGGCGGCAGUGUGGUCUGACAAAAGAAAACUUCACAAGCAUGAAAUAAACAGCAAAAAAAAGGUUUAUAGGCCCUCAGCCGACCAACCAUAUAGUUUCAAUAUAGUUUUAAAGUGU